UUAAUUUUAGAGUAAUAAUUUAGUCCUCAAAAUAUAUAUGAGCCACCUGCCUUGUCCACUUAAUUGUCUCAACUAUAUAUAGAGUAGGCAUAUCAAGAAGAAACUCCAUAGCAUCAAAAGAUGGCGUCGUCUACACAGGAACACCACCUCCAUCAUCUUCCUACCCCUUAUGGCACCACUACUGCUCCCCCACCAACUCCAUCGGCACACUCUAAUCAUAAUCUCCUUUCCACUUCUGAAGCCGCUGACUCUCUAUCUCGUCUUCUCCACCGUAUCCCACCCACCCUUUCCCUCUCCUUUCCCGGUCGCCGUCAAUCUCCUCCACCAACCACCGUCUCUCCUCAUCUCAUCUCUCUUUCCGAUGCAAAAUCAAUUCUUCACUCUAACCUCCUUUUCGCGGCAAAACAACACGGUUUCUUCCAGCUCACACAACACUCCAUCUCCUCUCACCUCGCUCAAUCAGCUGAAUCGGAAUCUGCAUCCAUUUUCAAUGAUGAGAAACAACUCUGCUUUCCGAAGAACUGGCCCUUAGGCUUCGAUAAUGAUGAGGAUGACGACGAUGACGUUGUCAGCGGCCGGUCAAUUUGUCUCGACGAGUCAAGUUCAAUGGAAUUAGGAUUUAGUUCUAUUCAUGAAUUUACUUCCCAAAUGGAAAAACUAGGGUUGGAGUUGAUUGAAGAACUGGCGUGUGCUGUUGGGUUUGAGAACCCGGUAAGAGAAGAUAGGACCCGCCUCUGUUCAUUGAUGUGGAUAUCCGACACCGAAAGCGGCUCAAAUAACAUGCCACUUUCACCGGGUCGGAUUUACCCGUAUGUAGUCGGGUUAAAUUACCAAAUACGUUGCCGGAAGUACUCCAUGUUGGCUGAUUCCAGUUGGGUAUCUGUCACUCCUCAAGUCGACUCAGUCAUGGUAACGCUCGGCGAUAUUGCUCAGGUAUGGAGUAAUGGAAAGGUGAAACAAGUGAGAGGAAGACCAGUACCUAUAACUAAUGGUGAAAUCAACAGCGGUAGUAGUAACUCACACUGUCUAUCAAUGACAUUGUUAGUUACACUAGCUCAUGAAAACACUGUCUCUCCCUUGCUUCGUAUCAAAUCGCUAUCACUUAGCGAAGAUGAUGAUGGCCUUGGCAACAAUGAUUCAAAAACUAUAGCGGUAGAGGAGGAAAGUCAAAUGUUCAAUUCAUUUUCUUUCGAGGAUUAUGCAUGGAGAGUUUAUCACGAACGUCUUAUUCUUAAGGAUCCUCUUGUGAGAUACCGUGUUUGAUUAUUACUACUGUUGUUAUUGGCUUCGGUUUGGAUCGGAUCGGAGUUACCAAUUAGCAUGAGAAAUGGUAGAAAGUAUCAAAGUAUGUUGAUGCUUUAGUUUGUAUGGAUCUCACUCUUUUCAUUUAUUCAUUUGUUUUGGGUUUCUUUUUGGUUCA
Solanum lycopersicum (tomato) is the source of this 1420-nucleotide messenger RNA. Its product is annotated as 1-aminocyclopropane-1-carboxylate oxidase. Lineage: Eukaryota; Viridiplantae; Streptophyta; Magnoliopsida; Solanales; Solanaceae. The record is from RefSeq and is a predicted model, not a curated record.